Messenger RNA from Olea europaea var. sylvestris, 796 nucleotides. Its product is annotated as farnesylcysteine lyase-like. The record is from RefSeq and is a predicted model, not a curated record. The annotation marks the transcript as partial. Gene Ontology annotation, molecular function: prenylcysteine oxidase activity. NCBI's taxonomy places the organism in Eukaryota, Viridiplantae, Streptophyta, Magnoliopsida, Lamiales, Oleaceae. Gene Ontology annotation, biological process: prenylated protein catabolic process; prenylcysteine catabolic process. The transcript has 2 exons.
AAUUUAAAAUUUAUCUUUCUUGUACAGGUUAUAACAAGGAUAAAUUAUGGUCAAAAUGUUAACAUCAGCGGACUUGCUGGUGCAGUUUCCUUGGCUGGAUCUGGAGGCGGUUUAUGGUCAAUUGAAGGAGGGAACUGGCAGAUGGCUGCUGGAUUGAUCAACAGAUCUGAUGUUGUAUUGCACCUUCAUGAAGAAAUAGAAUCUGUCUCUUAUCUAGGAGAUGUUGAUGUGCUCAACUCCACCCAAGGGAAGAGUUACGACUGUGGAGUUACAGUGGUAGCAACACCCUUAGAUGAACUGAAUAUUGAUUUCCAUCCUAGAAUUUCAAUUCCUCCAAGGAAAUUACAGCACACGCAUGCAACUUUCGUUAGGGGUCUCUUAAGUCCUGCAUAUUUUGUUCUGAACUCGCUUUUGGAUAUCCCGGACUUGGUAGGCACUAAAGAGUCUCCUGAUGUACCAUUCUCGAGCAUCAGUAUUCUCAAGCAACAUGAGAAUGAUAUGACUUACAAGGUAUUCUCUCGUGAGACAAUGACAAAUACAUUGCUGGAUAAAGUUUUCAGGUAUACUUCUAAGAUUGCUUGCAGUAAUCAUUUGUUAAAAGCUGAAGAGCUGUAAAAUUGAUUCCAGUUUUUUAUUGCAUUAGGAUUAAAAAUUAUUCAUGUUAUUAACCCCAAGUUUAUGGGGUACGAUAUUUAGCUGCUGGUUGUUACUUCCAGAAAACAUAGACAAUUGGUGAGCCAAUUUGAACAGUCAUUUCUUAUUUGCAGUAAAUUUGUUUCGAGUUUAUGAAAUAGCU